Messenger RNA from Tetrahymena thermophila SB210, 885 nucleotides. RefSeq lists its product as hypothetical. NCBI's taxonomy places the organism in Eukaryota, Ciliophora, Oligohymenophorea, Hymenostomatida, Tetrahymenidae. The transcript has 2 exons. The record is from RefSeq and is a predicted model, not a curated record.
AUGGAUAUUUAAGUUAAGUAAGAAUAUGAUGAGCAUAUACAAACAUAAUAAAAUUAUUUUCUAUUUAACUUCAAUGAAAAAUAGUUUAAUGAUGUAAAGGAUAAAGAACAAUUUUAUAUGGAGCUAUACUAAUAAAUCUAUUAAUAAAUUAUUAAUUAUAAACUUAAAAUUCAUUUUAAUUUACCUAAAGUAAAUGAAUACUAAUCUGGUAUGUGUUUUGUACUCAAAAGGCCAUCUAACUCUAGUUUAGGAAGAAUAAUUAACGGUAUGAAUGCCUCUAAAUAUUAUAAUUGCUAGAAAGGUUUAGUAUGCUAUAUAGGCCAAUUAGCUUAUCUUGAUGGUUAUUUCAGAUACAAUAAGACCUUAGGGAUUAGAGUAGUCAGAUUUGCUAGCAAAAAUCAAUUAUAACUAAACGAGGAUAUACUCAAAUACAUAGACUUUGUUCUAAUUCAUAUAUUUGUUAGAGAUAUAUCUGAUGAAAAUCAAUUAAAAUAAAGUGCAUUUAAAGAUGCAAAUAAUUGUUCAAGGAAGGUUUAAUCACUAUAAAACUAUGAUUAUAAUGGAUAUAUGGAAAAAGAGUCUUCUGAUUCUGAAGAGAAAACGUUUAAUCCACGUUUGAUAAAAUAUGAAAAAUUAAACAAUAAUGCGAGAUAAUUAGUUAAAUCAUAGAGCUAAAUGUACUUUGAUGGGAGAGAUAUUUAAUUAAAAUUAAAUGAUGAAACAUAAAUACAGAAAAAAGAAAUCUCACAAAAAAAGGGAGAAUUGAUCGAGCUAGAAGCAAAAUUAUAAAAGCUAGUAGAGGAAAAAGAAGAAUAUAUCAGGUCUCCAAAGUUGCUUAACUUAUAUUAAAUGUUAUCUAGUGAACAAAAAAUUUAAUUUAGCUGA